AUGGACCCCCUUGAAGUUCAUCCUCACAUUCAAAUCCCUCCUCACUCAACCAACAUUCAACGGCCACGAAAUUCAGUUCUAUCUCUACUCCGCCGAGUAUCGGUAUUUUCUCAUAUAUCCACUCUGCACCGACCACGGCACCCUACUUUGGACAAACUGUUCGACGAUGCAAAGAAGCUGGAAGCUAGAAUAUACAGAAGUGUUCUUUAUCAAAAGUUGUUCCAACACGCUACAUAUGCUCUAUUGCUAGCAGCAUUAUACUUCAUUCUUGUUGGGUUGCCCCUAUGGAAAGGAUUAGUUUGGUGGAUGUAUAAUUUCUUAGCGACGAAGUUUAUAUUGACUGGGGGCUGUGUUGUAUUCAGUGGAACUGCAUUCCUUUAUGCUUUUGCGCCUCUCCUUAUCGUUUUUGAAAAAGAUCCGAUGAAACAAGACGCUGAAGCCGUAAAGAGCGAACCAAAUUCCAUUCAAUCUUGCGCUCUGCUGAUUCCGUGCUACAAGUCGGAAUCCCUAAUUGGCUCGACCCUCGAAGCUGCACUCAAAGUCUUUCCAGCCAAAAACAUAUUUGUUAUAGCUAAUGGAAACUCUCCGGAGCCUCUUGAUAAUACUGCCGACGUCUGUCAUAAAUAUCACGUCAAUCACAUAUGGUGCCCAAUAGGCUCCAAGAUUAUCGCACAAUUUCUUGGAUGCUACGCUGCGGAAAACUACCCAUUUACACUACUUAUAGACGAUGAUUGUAUCUUGCCCCCGGAAUUUCCCAUCGUUACAGAUAGGAUGAAGGGGAAUAUCAAAUGUCUCGGGUACACAAUCAAGAGCGUUGGGCAGGGAAGGCAGCCAGGUACCUUGUGCCAACAAGCACAAGAUAUCGAGUACAAACUAAGUGGGCUUCAGCGAGCCUUUGCUGGAAAGGUCGGGAGCGCCACAUUCCCACAUGGAGCUAUAGCCCUCUGGGAUCGAGAACUUUUGAUGAAAACGUUUCACUGUCAUCCUGGCUUUAGUAUCAGCGAGGAUUGGUUCUUUGGCCACGUUGCACGAGAGCUUGGCAGCAGAAUCUUGAUGUGUACCCAAGUCUUUGUCGAGACAGAAACGCCGCCAGCAAUUUUUUGGGUGGACAAUAAUGAGUCUCGAGGAGGCUUUGGCGAGAUGACAAUCUAUAAACAAAGGUUUUAUAGAUGGAACUUCUUUUUCGUGAAUGGCUGUUACUGGAAUAUGAAGUAUAUCCUAUGGUCAUGGAAGCUGGGUUGGUGGGAGAUAGGUGCGAAAGUUUUUGUUUGGCAGGAGGUAUAUGAGACUAUAAUCUUCCUCCUCACACCAUUUGUCCUCCCUAUUUCUCUUAUUAUUCGCCCUGAGUUCUGUGCUAUCCUCCUCGCUACGACAUUCGGCAUGUACUUUAUCAAUGUUCUAAUAUUUAACGAGGUGCAUCUUCGCAAGAAAAAUGAAAGAGUUAGCUGGGUGGCUAUAUUAUAUUAUAUGCCUUACAAGAUUACCUUAUUUUUAGUCAAUGUGGCAUCAUGCUAUUACUCGAUUUAUAAAUACGCGAAGUAUUUUGCGAAACGGCAUCCAAAAGUAGUUCAUGAUGCUAAGGUUAUUCAAGUAAUAUUGGACUUUGUCGAGCUAUCUGAAAACGAAGCAGGUUCUAUACUCAGGCAUGGUCGAGAUGAUGGUGCGAAGGAGCAACAUACCUAA
Messenger RNA from Hyaloscypha bicolor E, 1683 nucleotides. Its product is annotated as glycosyltransferase family 2 protein. The record is from RefSeq and is a predicted model, not a curated record. NCBI's taxonomy places the organism in Eukaryota, Fungi, Ascomycota, Leotiomycetes, Helotiales, Hyaloscyphaceae. The transcript has 4 exons. The coding region runs from base 1 to 1683 and encodes 560 amino acids.